AUGCUGGACGAGCGACCGACGGUGGUGGAGGAGGCCAUCUUGAGGACCUCCAGCAGCAUGGACAGUGUUUUGGGACUGUGUGUGUGAAUGGUGUGAACCCCUCUGAUACUUUAUAGUCUUGUCUGUGUGGUGGCCUGGAAUCUUAGAAACCUGCAAAUUGACAUACUGUACUUUUGGCCAUGUAGUGUACAUAAGGGAAUUAAUUUAAUAGUGCAUUGAAAUUAUAAUUCAACGUGGUGGUUUUUAGGACAUGUGUCCCCAUGGUAGUUGUAUUGAAUCAACUUUGCAUGUCCUCUUUUAUUGACCUGCAAACUCUUCCUGAUAUUGACCCUGUCGCCCCACAUGACUCCUUUUAAGACCACAACGCUUUUAACAAUCUUGCCCUUAAUACAGGAUGACAUCAUUUGAAAUUCUUUAAACCGAUGUUGCAAGGAAUGUUGGCGCUUGAGCAUUCUGUGACAGUGAGCGUUCUUGUGCGUUGUGUUGGGUGCUAUUCGUUAUCAACAUGACCCUCCACAUGUUGUGUGUUGACACAGGCCGAGUUAAGGACAGCCAAUGAUAAGAAGGACCCGUCCCUUUAUAAGCACGGUCUUGAUGAAGAGUCAUUCUGCCAAACCUAGUACCCAGGUAAGGACAGGCCACUCUCUCACUUGUUGAUCUUCAGCUACUUCUAUUGUUGUUUGGUCUAUUCAGUCUGAAGAUUCCUGUGAAAAAUCCUAAUUCAUUUUCCCAUUUCUACUCAGUGGAAAAAAAAUAUGCAUCUCAAAGUAGUGAUCUUCGCCUUGUCAUUCUUGACAACCACAGGUUUGUGCUUUCUUCACUUUCCUUUUCAUUAAAAACAUAAUUGCAUCUGCUAUCGAAUUGUGUUUAUCAUAAUAUAGAGCAGAUGCAAUGAUGUUUUAAAGAGAAUAAUAGGAUUUAAAAUGAGUUAAUGUAUCAAUGGUGUUAACUUCUCCUAUCUUCUACUGUAGCCCACCCACUCCACCGAACCAGCAGAGAAACAUCACAGACCCUACAGGACAUCAUUAACAAUCAGGCUCAUGAGAAGACUGACCUCAGCAAGGAUGUCAAGUAUGUCCUCAUACAAUAUAUGACAUAAACUAUUGAAUCAUGAAUCAGAAAUGCAUGUAUACAGGUGAGUCUUUUAACAGCCUUUUAACAGUCCUAUACAGCCUUAUAACAGCCUUAUAACAGUCCCAUAACUGUCCCAUAACAUACUUAUAACAGGCUUAUAACAGUCUUUUAACAGCCUUAUAACAGUCCUAUAAUGGUAUUUUAACAGCUCUAUAACAGAAUUUUAACAGCCCUAUACCAGUCCUAUAACAGCCUUUUAACAGCCUCAUAAAUCAAAUCAAAUCAAAUGUUAUUUGUCACAUGCGCCGAAUACAACAGGUUUAGACCAUACCAUGAAACGCUUACUUACAAGUCCUUAACCAACAAUGCAGUUUUAAGAAAAUAGAGUUAAGAAAAUAUUUACUAAAUAAACAAAUGUUUAAAUAUAUAUAUAUAUUUUAAGUAACACAAUAAAAUAACAAUAAUGAGGCUAUUUACAGGGGGUACCGAUACCGAGUCAAUGUGCGGGGGUACAGGUUAGUCGAGGUAAUUUGCACAUGUAGGUAGGGGUAGAGUGACUAUGCAUAGAUAAUAAACAGCCUUAUAACAGUGUUUUAACUGAUCCUGUAUGUUAACAGUGGGCUGUGGAAGAGCCAUGUGGAGAACAGCAACCUGUACACCCAGGACAGCCCCAAAUCCAUGGUGAGCGAGAUCAGGCACAAGCUUUCCCUGGAGUCCGAGAGGCUGCGCACCCGCCUUCGCCAGGAGCUCACUAAGCUGAGGGAGACACUCGCCCCGUACCCUGCCCACUCCCAAUCCAGCGAGUCCACCCUGGCCAGCAUGAGAGAUCGCCUGGGCCCCCUGACCAAGCAGCUCCAGAGCGCCGUGAACGGCAACAGCCAGGAGCUGUGUAGCCACCUCAGGCUCUACUUUCAGGGAUUGGAGGCCGCGGAAAGCCAAGCGGCAGCCGGACCCACCCUAUACCUGGAGGCCGUGCAGUGGAUCAGCCAGACCUUGGAUGACAGCAGUGCCAAAAUUACCUUCGUCAUCCAGGCCUUCAAAACCAAGGCGUCCAGCAUGAUCAGGGAGCUCAAUGGUACCAUCCAAGGGGACUUCUGGCAGGAGGUGAACAUCCGGCUUGGACAGGAGGUGCAGGCGUUGAGUCUGGAGGUCCAGGGCAGGGUGGGGGUGCUGAAAGCAAAGCUGGCCCGUCUCCUGCUGGCUCCACAGCCCCUCAAGGCUGAGGUGUCCACCAGCAUGGAGCAGUUCUGCCAGAGCGCCGCCUUACAGGACCAGUUGUUCCAUGCCCGAAUUGAGAAGCACCUUCUGGGGCAGGAGUCACAGGCUCAGAGCCCCAGCGAGCCGCUCUCUCUACAACCUCUGGGCUUAUUGGAGGAGGACUUCUCUGAUAAACUAAGUGCUCUCCUCCAAGACAUUCUGCACACUGUCCAGUAA
This is a messenger RNA of Coregonus sp. 'balchen', 2508 nucleotides long. The record is from the annotation of a GenBank genome assembly. Lineage: Eukaryota; Metazoa; Chordata; Actinopteri; Salmoniformes; Salmonidae.